Molecule: messenger RNA, 967 nt
Organism: Tupaia belangeri chinensis (Chinese tree shrew)
Lineage: Eukaryota; Metazoa; Chordata; Mammalia; Scandentia; Tupaiidae
Gene: PPP1R35
Product: protein phosphatase 1 regulatory subunit 35
Exons: 4
Coding region: 103-897 (264 amino acids)
Biological process (GO): negative regulation of phosphatase activity; positive regulation of cilium assembly; positive regulation of centriole elongation
Cellular component (GO): centriole
Molecular function (GO): phosphatase binding
Source: RefSeq, a predicted model, not a curated record
GUGUCGGGGAGGGGCGGGAGAGAAGGGGAGGGGGAGGUGGCGAGGGUGUGUUUGGUAACUCUUGGCCGGCUAGCGACCCUGCACCCCUGCAGCAAUUCUAAGAUGAUGGGCGGUGGGGAGGCAGAACUGGAGUCGGUGGAAGGGGAGGAGACCGUCGCAGUCCCAGGGCCACCCCCAGAACCUCGAGCCCCCGAGUCCCGAGUCCCAGUGCCCGAGCCUGGCCUGGACCUGAGCCUGAGCCCUCGGCCGGAGAGUCCAGAGCCGCGGAAUGGCAGGCUCGGGCGGCGGAAGGGGCGGGCAGAGAGGCCGGUAGGAGCUCGGAAGGGGCGGCAGGUCCGUUUCUGCCUGGCGCCGCCCUCUCCCGUCCGGUCCGAACCGCUGCCAGCAGCGGCGGCACCAAACGACAAACCCGCGGUGCUGCAGGAGCUGGAGGCGCCCUCGCUGCAGAGCAGCUUGGCUUUGAGCCUAGAGCUGCAGGCCGCGCGGGCCGCAGUAGGGGGCCAGUUUGAUGCAGUGAAGGCGGUGGAGGAACAACUGAGAAAGUCGUUCCAGAUCCGUUGUGGUCUGGAGGAGAGCGUGGCCGAGGGGCUGAAUGUGCCGCGCUCCAAGCGGCUCUUCCGGGACCUGGUGAGCCUGCAGGUGCCAGAGGAACAGGUUCUGAACGCUGCGCUCAGAGAGAAAUUGGCGCUCCUGCCUUCCCAGGCCCGAGCCCCGCCCCCAAAGGAGCCACCUGGGCCAGGGCCAGACAUGACCAUCUUGUGUGACCCCGAAACGCUACUUUAUGAAUCUCCACACCUCACCCUGGAAGGGCUGCCCCCUCUCCGGCUUCAACUCCAGCCCCGCCCUUCAGAGGAUACCUUCCUCAUGCAUCGGACACUGAGGCGAUGGGAAGCUUAGACCUCUGGACUGUUACUUUACAUUUUUGUAUGUUAAAACUCUUUGAGAAUAAACUGGUUUUGCUAACAAA